AUGUCCAUGCCCGAAUUCCCCGAAAUUGCUACCCCAGGGCAACCGCUAGCACCGGUAGCAUCCUACACCCUAGGCACCGGCGUCCACAUAUUCAAUGACCGGAUUUGCGCGUCAGUUGUUGGACAACCUUCGCUCUCUGCUCCCACAACAAAGAGUGAGUCAAAGCAGAUACUUUCGGUCCUACGGCCGAGCCAGUCUGGGAGUAGCGGGAAGCAAGGGGAUGUAGCUUUGACGAACCUGCUGCCACAGGUGGGGAAUAAUGUACUAGCAAGAGUUACCAGAAUCAAUCCAAGACAGGCGACAGUGGGUAUCUUCGUGGUGGGAGAUACGGUUUGCAACGAUGAGUUCCAGGGAAUCAUCAGACAGCAAGAUGUUAGGGCGACGGAGAAGGACAAGGUCAAGAUAUUUUCAAGCUUUAGGCCCGGAGAUAUCGUGAGGGCUCAAGUUAUAUCUCUCGGUGACCAGUCAAACUACUACCUCUCGACAGCCAGCAACAGUCUAGGGGUCGUAGUCGCUCACUCUGACUCUGGCGACCCAUUACAUCCUCUAAAUUGGCGUCAGAUGGCGUCAUCACGGACAGGUGCGGUGGAAGAGAGAAAAGUGGCCAAGCCAAUAUAA
This is a messenger RNA of Morchella importuna, 618 nucleotides long. RefSeq lists its product as uncharacterized. The coding region runs from base 1 to 618 and encodes 205 amino acids. Gene Ontology annotation, cellular component: nuclear exosome (RNase complex); cytoplasm. Gene Ontology annotation, biological process: RNA processing. Gene Ontology annotation, molecular function: RNA binding. Lineage: Eukaryota; Fungi; Ascomycota; Pezizomycetes; Pezizales; Morchellaceae. The record is from RefSeq and is a predicted model, not a curated record. The transcript has 4 exons.